AUGAACAACGACGAAGGCUCUUCCUCCUCUUCUCCUUCUUCUAACCCUAACCCGAAUUCUACUCGAAGGGAUUCGCGAGUUCCUCAUAGACUGCGAAAACAUACGGUGCGGUUUGGUAUGGCUCGAGGAAGCGUUGGGAAAAGACAAGCCGAAGCCUUAGCUCUAGGCAUGUAUUUUGCGGCUUCUGCCAGUCUGGUUCUUGGGAGAAAGAAUGCCACGGGUCAGAAUGCUUAUGCUGAUGACCGUGCAUUGAUUUAUGCGUCUGCUGUCAAAGAAUCUUUAGCGAGUGUCUACGGUCAUAAGCUUGGUUCCUUUGCAGAGCGAUCAUUUAACACCACUCUAAGGAUUCUCAAGGUGAUCAAUGAUUCUACAUUUCCGCAUCAGGUAGACAAUCUCGAGAAAUCCAAGCUAAAGAUGGGUGUUUCGAAAGCUGCAUUCAGAGCCGAGAGAUUCAAAACCAAAUCAGAGGAUACAAGAAAACCCUAUAUGGUCUUGGAUUGUAUCGUCCUAAGUGUCUUCAACAUUCUGUUUUCGACGUUAUAUGGAACUUACGUCUUCUCACAACAGAGGAUCAUGGAAUCUACCUCAGUAUGCAACUCCAUUUCCGAGGAUAUAAGUCAUUCUUGGUGGGUUCCAAAACAAGUAUCACAGAUAAACACAGAGUUGAACAUCUUGAUUUGCAGUUUUGGAGUUUGGAUCCAGAUAUAUUUCGCUCUCGUAAUGAUCUUCGUUGUCACGUACUUGAUAAUCCAUCGUUCAUCAGGUACAAAACAGACAAAGCCGGUAACUUUUACCGUGUUUUUCCUCGGUUAUGUUUGCGGUUUACUGGGUAAGUUUUGUGUGGACACGUUGGGUGGUAACGACAAACUCUGGCUCUUUCUUUGGGGAAUUUUUUGCCUUUUGCAAUUCUUUGCAGUGGUCUUUACGUCGGCUUUGUAUGGUUUAGUGUACGGUCCUGUAAAUGUGACUCAAGGGACCAAAUCAAGCAGUAUGGUUUCGUAUUGGGCAUGGCGUAGUCUCUUCCUUGGAGUGAUUCUGUUGGUGCUUCCUCUGACUUACGGCCUCUUGCCAUUUGCGACGUUUGGUGAAAUUGGAAAGAUCAUUUCUCUUUAG
Molecule: messenger RNA, 1113 nt
Organism: Eutrema salsugineum
Lineage: Eukaryota; Viridiplantae; Streptophyta; Magnoliopsida; Brassicales; Brassicaceae
Product: protein CPR-5
Exons: 4
Coding region: 1-1113 (370 amino acids)
Biological process (GO): defense response; leaf senescence; trichome morphogenesis
Source: RefSeq, a predicted model, not a curated record